Messenger RNA from Arabidopsis thaliana (thale cress), 2173 nucleotides. RefSeq names its product Exostosin family protein. The transcript is spliced from 7 exons. Gene Ontology annotation, cellular component: Golgi membrane. The record is from RefSeq and is marked reviewed. NCBI's taxonomy places the organism in Eukaryota, Viridiplantae, Streptophyta, Magnoliopsida, Brassicales, Brassicaceae. Bases 252 to 2021 code for a protein of 589 amino acids. Gene Ontology annotation, molecular function: glycosyltransferase activity. Gene Ontology annotation, biological process: glycoprotein biosynthetic process.
AACCAUAACCUCCUUCCACAUCUCUCCCUCUGGAUCGAGAAAUCUCCGAUCCAUUCUUCUCCGUCUGCCAAAAUCCCCACUUCACGAAUCGCAAAAGAUCAAGGUUUAUUGAUCUAUUGCGAAAUUAGGGUUUGUGAAUUCGAAUCGGAGAUUAAUAAUAGAUUUUGUGAUGGAGUGUUCAUCACGCAUAGAAGAAUCUUGAUUUCGAUCUCGAUGAAAUUAGGAAUCGAGGGAUUUUAUUUAUAAUUGAGAUGGUGAAUAUUAAAAGCCCUUUACGGCUAUUCAUAGAGGAGUCGAUUAAGGAAUUAAUUAGGGGUUUCAGGAGACAAAGGAUCAAAUGGAGAAAUGCGUUUCUUCUUGGUUCUAUAAUGACUACCAUUGUUGUUCUGCUUCAUACACCAACGUUUUCAGUCUUCUCUGAUGAAGAAGAAACCGAGUCUUCUUCUUCUUCGCCUAUUUACUUGAAUGGUUCUCUGCAUUUGAAUAUCCAUAUUGUUAGUAGUGAAGCAAAAGUUGAAAAUUUUCAUACUCUUAGAACAAGAACUCCUAUUGUGCAAUUGAAUGCUUCUGAAGCAAGUGAAGCUGUUCUUUCGAGAAAAAGGCGAAAAAGGAAGAAAAGAAAGAAGACAAAAGAUGAUCUGAUUCUCACUGAUCCUCCACCAGCACCACGACAUGUUCUAUCUUCCUCAGAGAGACGUGCUCUUUCCUUGCCACCGAAGAAAGCUCUUACUUAUGCAAAACUGGAGAUUCAGCGUGCCCCGGAGGUCAUAAAUGAUACAGAUCUGUUUGCCCCAUUGUUUCGAAAUCUCUCUGUUUUCAAAAGGAGCUAUGAGCUUAUGGAACUAAUACUAAAGGUCUACAUAUAUCCUGACGGAGACAAACCCAUCUUCCACGAACCGCAUUUAAAUGGUAUAUAUGCUUCAGAAGGUUGGUUUAUGAAGCUAAUGGAGUCAAACAAACAGUUUGUCACAAAGAACCCUGAGAGGGCUCACUUGUUCUACAUGCCAUAUAGUGUGAAACAGCUUCAGAAAAGUAUCUUUGUUCCUGGAUCACAUAACAUCAAACCUUUAUCGAUCUUUCUUAGAGACUACGUCAACAUGCUCUCCAUCAAAUACCCCUUCUGGAACCGCACUCAUGGGUCAGAUCAUUUCCUUGUCGCUUGCCACGAUUGGGGUCCUUACACAGUGAACGAGCACCCAGAGCUAAAACGAAACGCUAUUAAAGCUCUCUGCAAUGCAGACUUAUCAGAUGGAAUCUUCGUCCCGGGGAAAGACGUUUCUCUCCCUGAAACAUCCAUAAGAAACGCAGGUAGACCACUACGCAACAUAGGAAACGGAAACAGAGUUUCUCAACGUCCCAUCCUCGCUUUCUUCGCUGGAAACCUCCACGGUCGUGUCCGUCCAAAGCUUCUAAAACACUGGAGAAACAAAGACGAGGACAUGAAAAUCUACGGUCCGCUUCCACACAACGUAGCUAGGAAAAUGACUUACGUACAACACAUGAAAUCAAGCAAGUACUGUCUUUGUCCAAUGGGUUACGAAGUGAACAGUCCACGUAUCGUUGAAGCUAUAUACUAUGAAUGCGUCCCUGUAGUGAUCGCUGAUAACUUCAUGUUACCGUUCAGCGAUGUGCUAGAUUGGUCAGCGUUCUCAGUGGUUGUACCGGAGAAGGAGAUUCCACGGCUGAAGGAGAUACUAUUGGAGAUUCCUAUGAGGAGAUAUUUGAAGAUGCAGAGUAACGUGAAGAUGGUUCAGAGACAUUUCUUGUGGAGCCCUAAACCUAGAAAGAUUAAACCGUUUGUGAAAGAGCGCAUUACUAUUUUAAAGCUUCUCCUUCAGCCCGCGGUUUACCACGUUUGGAAAAAGCGCAACGCUAGGAUCUUCACCAGCAUUCCAUCUUCGGUCUCCACUCAGUGUUUGGCAAUUGAUAAGACCUUGAGGAAUCGUCUUUUGUCCUUUCCUUCCUCAGACAUGCGCUCUUCCACUACUCUUCUUCAUUUUUACUUCUCUUGUAUCUCUUAACUCAAGUAACAUUUGUCUGACUGUUCCUAUGUUAUUGGGUUUACAGUAUGUAAUUUAGGUUGUAACCUCACGUUUCGUAUAAAAUCUUAACAUUAGACCCAAAAAAAAAAAAACUUUUUUUUUUUUUUUUUCAAUAGACAUUUGAGUAAUCA